AUGGUGUAUGACCCAUCUCCGCAUCUGAGGACAGGGCAACGUGCGGCACGAGAAGGUCCGACUUGGGCUUGGCCGGGAGAAGAUAUAAGCUCCAGUGCCACCUCGAAAGAACGUCUUCGCUUCCCCUCUCUUGAAGCUUGUCGCGUCUUGCAACACCUUGGCUCCACCGUUGGACCUCCACCCACCAACACCGCCACCAUGGCUGAGAAGAUUGGAAAGAGCGAGGACUACACCUCCCACCAUGAGAAGAAUGCGAGUCCACCGGAAUACAAUGACUUGUCGGAACAAGCUGGUCGCCGCGGAUCAGUCGCACUCAAUAUAGUCGAGAACCCUCUCAAGCGCGUGUCAGCGGAGAAAGCCGCCGACGAUGCUCGUGUAUUCGCCGAAUCGCACGGUAUGCCAGAACAUGCCCAACUCUUCGCCAAGGCAGCGCUGGUUGCACGCCACCCAGACGGCUUCGAUGGAAUGGCGGCGCUCGACGGGGGAGAGAAGUCGGCGUUGGCAUAUGAGCGUGAUCACAAGUGGCAUGGACCUACUAUGCUGUGGUAUUCCAUCUCGCUCUGUGCCAUUGGAGCUGCUACACAAGGAUGGGAUCAGACUGGUUCGAAUGGAGCCAAUCUUUCGUUUCCAACUGAAUUCGGCAUCGACGGCACAGGUCGCGAUGAGUGGAUUGUCGGCUUAAUCAACGCCAUCAUCUUCCUCACAGCAGGUCUGAUCGGUGCCUUCAUCGUCGACCCCCUCAACCACUACCUCGGACGUCGCGGUGAGAUCUUCGUCACCGCACUCUGCUUGACAGCAACCCCCAUCGGUUCCGGCUUCGCAAAGUCAUGGCAAGGACUCUUUGCUGCUCGAUUCAUCAUGGGCAUUGGCAUUGGCGCAAAGAACGCCACAGUACCUAUCUACUCUGCAGAAAUGGCACCGGCCCGGAUUCGUGGUGCGCUGGUUAUGUUCUGGCAGUUAUGGGUCGUUAUAGGCAUCUUCCUCGGCUUCUGCGCCAACGUCAUCGUCAAAGACACCGGCGACAUCGCCUGGCGACUCCAACUCGGCUCCGCAUUCAUCCCCUCCUUCAUCCUCGGCGUCGGCAUCUUCUUCUGCCCCGAAUCACCACGUUGGCUCAUGAAGAAGGGCCGCCACCCACAAGCCUUCCGAUCCAUGAACAAGCUCCGCGCCCACCCCAUCAUCGCCGCCCGCGAUUACUACUACUCCUGGAUCAUCUACGAAGAAGAGCUAAAAGUCGCAAGCGGAUCUGGAUACUUCCAGCGUCUAUGGGAUUGCUUCUCCGUCCCACGCAUCAGGCGUGCAAACUACGGAGCUUCAACGGUCAUGAUCGCGCAGCAAAUGUGCGGCAUCAACAUCAUCUCCUUCUACUCCUCCACCAUCUUCGAAGAAGCCGGCUACACCGCUACCCAAGCCCUCUACGCCUCGCUAGGCUACGGCGCUGUCCAGGUCGUCUUCACGAUCCCCACCCUCUUCCUCAUCGACACCAAGGGCCGCCGCACCUUGACCCUCGCGACUUUCCCCGGCAUGUGCAUCUUCCUCCUCGCCGCAGGUCUCUCCCUCCUGAUCCCUGAUACCGCCAGCCGUGGCGCGCAGAUCGGCCCCGUAGUGCUGUUCAUCUACCUCUUCACCAUCUGCUACUCGCUCGGCGAAGGACCUGUGGCGUUCCAGUACUCGGCUGAAGUAUUCCCGACCAUCCAGCGUGAGCAGGGAAUGGCGUGGGCUGUGUGUAUCAACAACACUUUCGCCGGAAUUUUGUCCUUGACGUUCCCGCGUAUGAGGACUGUCAUGACUCCUACUGGUGCCUUCGGCUUUUACGCUGCACUCAACUUGAUUGCCUGGUUUAUGAUCUUCUGCUUUUUGAGAGAGACGAAGCAGUUGACACUGGAGGAAAUCGACCAAGUCUUCAGCGUGCCGACGAAGAAGUUUAUUGGGUAUGAGUUGAACGUCUGGCUGCCUUACUUCAUUAAGCGACACCUGUUGUUUAACAAGAAUGUGGUGGAGCCGCCGCCGAUUAUUCAGUCGCAGAAGGAGGCGGAGAGGUCGGGUUCGAUUGCGGUGGUGAGUUAG
Molecule: messenger RNA, 2067 nt
Organism: Fulvia fulva
Lineage: Eukaryota; Fungi; Ascomycota; Dothideomycetes; Mycosphaerellales; Mycosphaerellaceae
Product: Polyol transporter 5
Exons: 5
Coding region: 1-2067 (688 amino acids)
Biological process (GO): transmembrane transport
Cellular component (GO): membrane
Molecular function (GO): myo-inositol:proton symporter activity
Source: RefSeq, a predicted model, not a curated record